AAGUCCGGUACCGAGAAACAACAGCAAGCGCUGUCGUUUUAGGCUUUGCCCAACUCUAGUUAGCUUAGCAGCCGGAAAUGCCGUGUACGGUUGUCUUGGAUCGCACUUGUCGCGGCGUAGAGCAGAAUGUCGAGCUCUGCGGCAGAGCCAAAGGAAAUCACAGAAGAUCCCAUGAACUCCGACCCGAACCAAACUGACCAAAGCGAAGAAUGGGAAACCAUGGCUCGAGCUUGGCUUUCUUCUUUCCCUGAGGCUAAAGAAGUCACCAUGGUCGAGGUCGAAGCCUGGAUCGACUCCAACCAUGAUUCCUUACCCGAGGGCCUCAAAUCUAUGCCUCGUUCUGAUCUCUGUCAUAGGCUUAUUUCCAUUCAGAAUUGCAUGAGAUUCCCUCCUCAGGAGAAGGAAGUAAAUCAGCUUGAUAUUCCACAUGCUCGAUUUCAGCGCACGGAUCAAUGGAUACCAGUUUAUUCAUGGCUGGAAACUUUGGAUAAGGAUGAGGUGGUCAAGUCCAAGGAGAUUUCUGAUUGGCUAGCUGAAAACCCUAAGGUCCAAGAGCAGUUGUGUUCAAGGCAUUCUCGAUAUCAUUUGAUGCACUAUAUUAAAAAAUGCCAUUUAAAGAUAUUAAAGAGAAGGGAAAAGAAGAAGGUUUUAGAUCAGCCUGACAAGAAUACUUCACUGAAGGUUCAGAAAGAUGUGCCAAUGAAACACCUGGCCCCACUUCCAUGUAGUUCUUUAAACAAUAUUCCCAAAGAUAGCGAUUUGUACAUUACCAAAAGAAACGAAGCGUAUCGCAAAUAUGAGAUCUUAUCUUAACGGGUUUUCAGUUUAGUGGAGUUGGAGAAGCUGCUUUCCCCAACAAUCUCUAAGCGCUGAGACAAAACGAAGCAGCCAGAGAAACUUCAAACCAUCAGACUUCGAUGGCGAAUCCUCCAGCCGGUUCGUUCUUUCUGCAUAAUAUUGACUGAAACAUUGUUGCCUCAGAUCAGAGUGCUUACUGAUCACAUCAGCUGCCACAUUAUUGUUCAUUAUCAUCAUGAGCGGUGCUUUUUAAGCUUUUGUUAUGUCAUCAAUCAUAGCAUAGCAAUUUAGAUAUGGAAAGAGCUCGGGUGUAAUGUGUA
This is a messenger RNA of Prosopis cineraria, 1118 nucleotides long. RefSeq lists its product as uncharacterized. NCBI's taxonomy places the organism in Eukaryota, Viridiplantae, Streptophyta, Magnoliopsida, Fabales, Fabaceae. The transcript is spliced from 5 exons. Bases 127 to 813 code for a protein of 228 amino acids. The record is from RefSeq and is a predicted model, not a curated record.